Messenger RNA from Adineta ricciae, 867 nucleotides. Lineage: Eukaryota; Metazoa; Rotifera; Eurotatoria; Adinetida; Adinetidae. The record is from the annotation of a GenBank genome assembly.
AUGAUUGAAAAUGAUCUUCCAAUCGAAGUUAUGUAUUUCACUUCGAAAGAUUUAUCAGUCGAUAAUCAAGAACUGAUGAGAAAAUCUUUUCCAAAUGUUUAUUUGACUGAUCUUUCGUUAAGUUAUGCAAAUGAUAGUCAUUUAGAUCUUCAUGGUCGUCAAAUGCAAUCAUUUGCAGUGUUAGCAUGUCGAUUCGAACAAGUUGUAUUGAUGGAUAGUGAUGUGUUAUUUGUGGAAAAACCAUCGAUUCUAUUUGGAAAUGUUAAUUUUGUUCGAAAUGGAUAUUUAUUUUUCUAUGAUCGAUGUGAAGUGUCAAAUGAAACGAAGAGAUGGAUUGAAUCAUUUUCAACAAAAAAGAAUCAAUCAAUGAUUCCUGAACGAAGACAAGAAUCGAGUGUUAUUGUAAUUGACAAAUAUCGUGUUCUGAAAGGUAUUUUGAGCACAUGUAAACUAAAUGAUCAUCAAGGACAAGAACAACGAGAUGCAUACAAAUAUUUAUAUAAUGAUCGAGAUACAUGGUGGUUAGGUUUUUCAAUAGUUGAAAUAUCAUCGAGUUUUAUGUCAUCACUGACAGGUGUCAUUGGAAAAAUUGAUGAUGAAAAUAAAGAACGAGUGUUUGGAAAUGUGUUACAUUUUGAUGAAUAUUAUGAACCAAUCUGGUGGAAUGGUGGAAUGUUUCGAAAUGGAGAUGUUAACGAUGAAUUACUAGAAAUGAAUGGAUGGUUAGAAGAAGGACAAUGGAGUAUUGGAAAAUAUUCAUCUAUAUUUUAUCGUGGAAAACGAGCACAUGAACUGAAUGAAACACAGAAAAAGCUGAUAAAUAGUUAUAGAAGAAUAACUAAACAAGUAUUCAAUAUCAAACCAUAA